This is a messenger RNA of Limanda limanda (common dab), 745 nucleotides long. RefSeq names its product allograft inflammatory factor 1-like. The record is from RefSeq and is a predicted model, not a curated record. Bases 16 to 534 code for a protein of 172 amino acids. Gene Ontology annotation, cellular component: ruffle membrane; actin filament. Lineage: Eukaryota; Metazoa; Chordata; Actinopteri; Pleuronectiformes; Pleuronectidae. Gene Ontology annotation, molecular function: calcium ion binding; actin filament binding. The transcript is spliced from 4 exons. Gene Ontology annotation, biological process: ruffle assembly; actin filament bundle assembly.
GCGAGCCAGGCAUAUAUGGAGGAGAUAAUGAUGAUUGGACUCCGGUGUGCCUCAUCUGCCGUCGCCAGGAGCCACACCACGCCCCCUGACACACACAACACACAGGAGGAACACAACAGAGAAGGAAGAGAAACAAAACAACAACAACUCACAACCCACAAUCCUCACAAGGCCUUUCUUUCAGAUCCCCAAUAUGCAGAAGAGGAAGAGCUUGCCUCAAAGCUUGAAAUGUUCAAAAAAAAAUACAUGGAGUUUGAUAUGAAUGACAAAGGAGAAAUAGAUAUAAUGGGGUUAAAACGAAUGUUGGAAAAAUUGGGUCUGGCCAAGACUCACCUGGAGCUGAAAAAGAUGAUGUCAGAGGUGGUUGGAGGGACGUCGAAAGACACUUUUGGCUACAAUGACUUCCUGAAAAUGAUGCUGGGAAAAAGAAAUGCAAUACUAAAACUGAUCUUAGCAUUUGAAUGCAUGGGGAAGGAACAGGAGCAGAAGGAUGUUGGACCACCUCGUCGCAAAAAAAUCUCAGACCUGCCUUGAACAAGCUCUCCAUCCUAACCUGGAAUGAGUCUCAUCGAGACUCUUUUUUUAUGUUAACUCCUAAAUGCUUUAAAAUUCAUGUCAAUAGAGGAAAAUCUAAAACUUUUGUAUUAAAUAACUGAAUCUACAUAAAAAUAUUUGUGCAUUCUGUGUUGUGUGAUUAUGACAGAAGCUUUAAUACUACAAAACCAUACUGUACCUACAACCUGGU